Paramuricea clavata is the source of this 5148-nucleotide messenger RNA. The record is from the annotation of a GenBank genome assembly. NCBI's taxonomy places the organism in Eukaryota, Metazoa, Cnidaria, Anthozoa, Malacalcyonacea, Plexauridae.
AUGAAUCUCAAAAAACAUUUGCAGGUUAUUCUUCUCUCCCCUGUUCGAGGAGCACAAACAAGCCACAGUAGCUCAAGUAUUAGAGAGACAAGUGCUUCCACAGGUAGAUUGUAGUAACACUAGUAUUUUUUAUUUGUCCUCAAAAUGAAUGUUGUUUACGUGAUGUAAAUUAUGUACAGCAUGAUACAGCGUGUUGCAUAAUAUGCAUAUACUACAAUACAUGCACCCUUUCGGAAGGUGCGUCACUUUGGCUAUAGAGCCUGAUUUUUGUGUACGCAACAUUAGUUAAAGCGAAUCACGAAAACGAGAUUCUGUGGCCAAGAUUUCCAGAAGAGUGUAUUGCGAGGGAAAGACGAAUUUUCUAUCUUAUACCACAUAUACAUAGGCGUGAAUGUUGCAUUCAGAAUGUUUAAAGCUAAAUAAAAACGUACACGACAUGUCAAGUUUACUUCGACAGAGCUCAAAAUUAUCGCUUUCAUUUAACUGGCUUAAUAUAUGAUUUCAGAAAGUGGUUUCCUCUAUGGCAACCGCAAUUUUUGAUUGAAAUUUGUUGUUCUGUUUGUAGUGUCUGACCCUACUUUUGGUGAGCAGAAACUCUGUGUGACUGGUCUGAGAGAAACUAUAGGAAAUGCAGUUAUAUUGGUAGGUCAAGUUGGGAACCUACAUUUGCACCAACAUUUGUCGCAAAAUGAAUAUCGUUUGUCAAUACUUUUAGCAAGUCAAUGAUGGUGAGAUGUAUAGGAUGACACUACCUCCAAUGGCAACAGACAAUACAGGUAUAUGAAUUGUGAUAGUUCAACUUCAUAUUUGUAUAUUGUAUUGGCUCGUCUCCUUUCUACUACUGGUAUAAAUCUUCAGUUGGCAUUUAAACCUCAAUCUUUCUCCGUAAUUAUGUUUUUCACAAUAUACUUUGAAGAAAUUAUGGCAAAUGUGAAUAAAUUAAUUGUAAACAUAGUCUAUCAAGAGUUUGUAUAGUCGGGAAACUGGACAGAAGCCAUUGUAUUCUGUUUUUGUCGGAGUUUAUGUUAAUUUGUGCACGGUCACAGUGAUUGAGCUCAUUGUAGUUUCGUAUAAUGAAGUAAUCGUCCAAUAGGGAUAGCUGAGAUGAAAUAACGUAAAACCACGAUGAAUAAUAUUUCAUGAAAUGUUAUUUUUAUAGAGACAAAAUCAAGAAUUUUCCGUGUAUAUGUGUGGUGGGGGUGGGGGAGGGAGCGUAGGGGGUUUUGGUAGAAGUGGCCACGAUAGUGCUCUCCUACAAAUACUUAAGAGGAGAUUUUUUUGUAUGUUAUGUAACAUGCGCUCAAAAGUAAUGCGAUGAUAUACCACUUGAGGUUAUGACUAAAUUCAAAACUUUUAUUUUUCGAUACGUUUCUCAAUCUGCAAACAAACUUAAAAAGUAUGUUUAGUGUUUCAUCUGUAAAAUGAUGCUAAAAUGAAGAGAUUUUAGAUGAUACGCCAAAGAGAAAAUGAUGUCUGAAGUUUAGUAAGUUUUGCUUAUAUGGCUGUAAAUGAAUGGCGUCAAUUGUAAAGCAUCAUUGCUAAUUGUAUUUUAAUUGACAAUUUUUGACUAUUAUUUUAUGUUUCUCAACCGGCAGAUGCAUUUAAAAAGGUAGCUAACUCUAUAAACUAGAGAAUAAAGCUAAAACAAAGUAAUUUUGAGAGGAACUCCAAAAUUAUCUUAGGUUUUGAACACUUUUCAUCGCAAAUACGUGACAUUGAAAAAAAUUGCCUCUUAAUCUUCUUCGGAAGAGAAAACCUGUGUUACUAACAUUUCUAUUGUGGUUGUUUAGUGUCUUCGUGUUUGGCAGGACUUCAGCAAGUCUUGAAUGACGAUGUUGCGGCAAAAUUAUUUUUGAAAUACUACCAAUUCACGAAUGGCAGAUCGAAUAGUCAAUAUGACCCAGACGAAGAAUGGCAGAACUUUUGUGAAGCUUUGUGGAAAUUACUGGGGUAUAGAAGUACCGAUGAGGUGGGUAGGGUUCAUCUUGGGAACUGUCUUCAUAAUUUAUAAAGCGGUUGUCAAAAGGCAUCUCCCCAGUAAGUAAAACAAUAAAAGGUCUUGUUUUGGUUUUGUUUCAGUCAUUUACAAGUGUUCCGGCAAAGAAAUGUAAGACUAACUCAGAUGAAGGAGAGGUAAGGAGGAUUAAUGAUUUUAGCUACUUCGGUUUCACCUAUACUUGUACUUUGUUUGAGGCACAUUGAGACGGACCCAACGAUGUUGGCCUAAUACCAUCCAACAAUUUUCGAAUAAUGUUUUAUACUGCCGUUUCUGUCACAGUAUUUUAAAGCAAAGAUUUUCAAUUUUGACAAAUCUUAUCAAUAUUUGUUAUGUUGUUGUCUCAGAGUGUGUCCACGCCAGGUAAGCUGAAACGUUUGUUUGACCGCCGUGGGAAUCAAACCCGCGACCUUUGGUUUGCUAGUCCAAUGCUUUACCAACUGAGAGCUACGAGGUCAAAUCAGCUCGAGUGGGUGGUAUUUCGGAACUCAGUCUAGCAGCUGAGAGCUAAGCUGAAUUGCGAAGGCCGCAGCUCAACCUGAUCGAGUCGAAGGCUUGAGCCAGGCAUGAGCCAUAUAAUAUAGGGCGCAUUUGGCUGCCACCUUAUAUGGCUCAUGUCAAUCUCGUUCCCCGAACCUGCGAUCCUCGGCAAGGAACGCGAGGCUCUGGGAUAAUCCGUUGCCGGAAGCCAGGAAUCCUGGCUAGGAUUGAACUACGCAUUCCAUAUCAACGGCCAAUCAGAUUCCUCCCUGAAACGGAUUAUCCCAGAGCCUCACGUUCCUCCCCGAGGAUCGCAGGCUCGGGGAACGAGAUUGGGCUCAUGUCUGAUCACGGAGCACAGUUACCGUGGAUGGGUCAGUAUAAUAUAUAUAUUAGAUAUUGGCCAUCAUCUGCAACACGAAAGCACUUAGUUGAAACCACAAUAUUUUACAACAUUUUUCCUUACAUAGGACGCGUGGCAAUUUCUCCUGGAUACAAUGGAUAGUUCUUCUGGGGAUUUCAAAUUUCUCAGCGAUGCUGGUUUCUCAAUACCUACUCGUCAUGAGGCGCCUGUGACAGAAAGUGCUGAGUCAGCAAGUUCGUGGGACAGCAAUGCAUUACUGUAUCAAUAUAUACCAAGCGUCGUGUUUGUUUUACAUCUUGUUCACGAGGUGAGUAUAUACUCAUGUAGUCUUAUGUGUAAUGUGGCUUAUUUUAAAAAGCUGAACUAAACUAACAUUAUUUAUACAGGAUAGCUCUAUCAGUUCUAAACUGUUCUCUCUAGAGGUCCAUUAAGGCCAUCCAUGCAUUAUUGAUCCAGUGUUACUACAGGAGAAAACCUCAACUAAACGAACUUUUUACUGGAUAACUAUUAGUUCUAAACUGUUCUAUACCUAGAGGUCCAGUAAACUUGUCCAUUAUUUACCCAGUGUUACUACGGGAGGAAGCCUGAACUAAACUAACUUCAUAUAUAUUUACACGACAUGGAUAGCUCUAUUAGUUCGGAAAAUAAAGGCUACCGGUGUUCGGACAUUUUCCGACCAAAUUACAGUUUGUCCGACCAAAUGCUAAAUUAGUUGGAUAUUUUGUCGACGGACAAGAAAUUUCAAUCCGUGCAUGUUCUUUAAAGAUUGGGUUAACCAAAUAUACUGCGUCUGAGUGUCUAAACUACAUGUUGUAUAUUCUCUAAUAGAACUUGAAACUGAGCACUCUAACGUGGCAUGCUGCUGAAUAUUUGGGUAAUUUUCUUCUGAAUUUAACAAGGUAUGUAAAACUGUAAUUUUUUAAACCAUUUCUUGUGUCGUGCAUUAACAUAAAGUGCCAUGUUUUCCAGUACCAUAUACGAGCAGAUAUACCAUUGAACGUUGCCGUAAAGCAUUUAUUUGUAUUUAUUUUACCAGGACAAUUGGGUGGGAUCAAUAUGUGGAAUAUUACAAGAAAGAAUAUCCGCAGUUUUACAAGGAGCCUUGUGCUGUACUUAAACCUGAAGGUAAAGUGAAUCUGGUGAUUCUACACCCUAUAUAAGACCAUCCUGGUUAAAAAUUUCCAGGUUAAUCUAAAAUUAACUCUGGUUGGGGUAACUUAAUGUUAGGGUUGGGCGAUAUUAAAAAAAUUAUCUCACGAUUAUUGGCAAGGAAAUUAUCACGAUAUUCGAUAAUAUCGCGAUAAAUGCAAUAAAAACAAUCACCACAUUUUUCAGUUUUAAUUAAUAUCAUUGUAUAGUAAGCUUAUAUAUAAUCUUUUUAAAAACAAGUAAAACAACAAUAAGAGGCUUUUUCUAGUCUAAUAUUUACUGUUCAUAAACCAGAACUGUCUAUGCAGUGUCUACUGUGUCUCUGCUGGCACAAAUGCUGUGGCCACACAGCGCAAGCAAAGCCUGGAAUUCCAUUGUUCAGCAGAUUAAUACAUAAAUAUUAGCUUUUGUAUCGUAUUAAAUUCGUAUUUAAUUCAGGAAAUAGUUGUAAUUCUUUUAAACACUAUAUUUUCUAGGGAAUUGAAAGAAUUUUUUAGGAUUUUAUAACACACACAUGUGAAGCAAUAUCACGAUAGUCAUCGAGCAUGACGAUAAUUUCGAUAUAUCGUCGCUCAAGUUUCUACCUUCGAUACGAUAAUCGUGAUUGAAAAUAUCGCGAUAAAUCGAAAUAUCGCCCAACCCUACUUAAUGUUCCUGGUUAAAUUUCCUGGUUAAUUUAACCACAGUCCUUGUUACCUUGGUCAUAGUCCUGGCUAAUUUAACCAGGUUAAUUUAACUAACCAGAGUAUAUUAGAUGGAUUGGUAACCAAGAAUUCCAGGUUAAUACAUAUACGCGUGCUUUAAUUAAAUAGUACUUGUAAUAGUAUGGUUUCGAGUGCAAUUUGGAUAAAACAUACACAAGUGAGUUUUUCAAAGACUAUCAAAAUAGCAGGAGGCCGAAGGACGAAUGCAAUUUGACGUCUUUGAAGAACUCAAGAGUGUAUAUUUUUCCAAAUUGCACGAGAAAAUAUACUAUUACUUAUCAAUAAUAUACAUGAAAAUGGUCCAAUUCAUUCAUAAUUUACACUCUAUAUAAUUUUAUAUUUUUGUUGCUUUUAGAACAACUAUCAAAGGAUCAAAUUUUUUUCCCAACAUUCAUCACACAAGAUCCACCGAACAUUUAUCAUUGGUUAAUGGAAUGUUUGAAAGGAAAUAAGGU